Messenger RNA from Argentina anserina (silverweed cinquefoil), 676 nucleotides. RefSeq lists its product as uncharacterized. Lineage: Eukaryota; Viridiplantae; Streptophyta; Magnoliopsida; Rosales; Rosaceae. Gene Ontology annotation, cellular component: mitochondrion. The record is from RefSeq and is a predicted model, not a curated record. Bases 1 to 273 code for a protein of 90 amino acids. Gene Ontology annotation, biological process: mitochondrial respiratory chain complex IV assembly. The transcript has 2 exons.
AUGAGAAGGUCGCCGGCGUUUAGAAGAAGAAUGGGGAGGCGAAAGUGCGAAAAAAAAGAGGCCAAGUCUUGCAGUGGGCUGGCAGAUGAGUUAGUGAAGUGUCUGAGUGAGUGUGAUUGCGUUAAGGUUGAGAAGCGACCGGUCAGGGAAUGUGCCGGGGAGAAGAGCCCAUCAAUAUCAAGCGAGUGCAUUGGUCUUAGGGAAACAUAUUUCAAUUGCAAGAGAGGCCAGGUUGACAUGAGGAAUCGGAUUCGGGGCAACAAAGGCUAUUGAUUAGCGGUAAUGUUUUAUCAUGUCAUGAAAUAAAGUUUUGUACUUUAAUUGUUGAAGCUUAUUGUGAGAUUACUUUUGUAGUUGAACUGGAGUUUAUGUUUUCAUAGUCUAUGAUUCUCUGUAGUUCAGUUGGGUUCUUUUAGUCUUAGGUAUGUGCAAGUAGUUCAGUUGAGUUUCUUUUGGUCAUUCAUGUUGCAGUAAAAAGCCUCAAAUAUUGAUCAUGUACUGGUGCGUCUUAAUUGGGAUGGUGCUUAACUUCUUAUCACAUACAUGUUACUGAGUUACGAAAUAGAGUGUGGCAGUGAUGUCUGUGAUGAUGAAUCAAGACUCUUAAGUACUGAGGGAUUCUCUCUGCUGAGCUCCCAAGCACUUUUUGAGCCACAUUGUAGCACUCUGAUCUCUU